This is a messenger RNA of Otolemur garnettii (small-eared galago), 3588 nucleotides long. It is a transcript of the gene TRAF6, whose product is annotated as TNF receptor associated factor 6. The record is from RefSeq and is a predicted model, not a curated record. NCBI's taxonomy places the organism in Eukaryota, Metazoa, Chordata, Mammalia, Primates, Galagidae. Gene Ontology annotation, molecular function: tumor necrosis factor receptor binding; zinc ion binding; ubiquitin protein ligase activity. The coding region runs from base 190 to 1797 and encodes 535 amino acids. Gene Ontology annotation, cellular component: plasma membrane signaling receptor complex. Gene Ontology annotation, biological process: tumor necrosis factor-mediated signaling pathway; interleukin-1-mediated signaling pathway; regulation of apoptotic process. The transcript is spliced from 7 exons.
GGCGUUCCGGAGACACAGCGGCUCUGGUCCUGGAGCCCGGACACUGACGUCUGGACCGCCUCGCCUCAGAGCGCGGUGUCCACGUCUUCCGGCGCCUUGGCUGAGCGGAGCGGUGCGGCUGGGUGGAGCCCUGCGCGCCUUGUCCGGAGGCCCAGCGCACUAGAGCGAGCAAGUGAUAAUCAAGUUACUAUGAGUCUGCUAAACUGUGAAAACAGCUGUGGAGGCAGCCAGUCUGAAAGCGACUGCUGUGCCGCCAUGGCCAGCUCCUGUAGUGCCGCUGCGAAGGAUGACAGCGUGAGUGGGACUGCCAGCACAGGGAACCUCUCCAGCUCCUUUAUGGAAGAGAUCCAGGGAUUUGAUGUGGAGUUUGACCCACCCCUGGAAAGCAAAUAUGAAUGCCCCAUCUGCUUAAUGGCAUUACGGGAACCCGUGCAAACACCAUGUGGCCACAGAUUCUGUAAAGCCUGCAUCAUAAAAUCGAUAAGGGAUGCAGGUCACAAGUGUCCAAUUGACAACGAAAUACUGCUGGAAAAUCAACUAUUUCCUGACAAUUUUGCAAAACGAGAAAUUCUUUCUCUCACAGUGAAGUGUCCAAAUGAAGGUUGUUUACACAGGAUGGAACUGAGGCAUCUUGAGGAUCAUCAAGCAUACUGUGAGUUUGCUCUUAUGAAUUGUCCCCAAUGCCAACGUCCUUUUCAAAAAUGUGAAAUUAAUGUUCAUAUUCUCAAGGAUUGUCCAAGGAGACAGGUUUCUUGUGCAAAUUGUGCUGAAUUGAUGCCAUUUGAAGAUAAAGAGAUCCAUGAUCAGACCUGUCCUUUGGCAAAUGUCAUCUGUGAAUACUGUAAUACCAUGCUCAUCAGAGAACAGAUGCCUAACCAUUAUGAUCUGGACUGCCCUACAGCCCCAAUUCCGUGCACAUUCAAUACUUUUGGUUGUCAUGAUAAGAUGCAGAGGAAUCACUUGGCACGCCACCUCCAGGAGAACACCCAGUCACACAUGAGAAUGUUGGCCCAGGCUGUUCAUAGUUUAAGCCUUGCUUUAACUCCCAUUCCUCAGCGGGAUGCCUUUGCACGUGAUCCUGCCUCUCUGCCUCGAGUUCCCUCACAGGAUUUCCAGGAAACCAUUCACCAGUUAGAGGGUCGCCUUGUAAGACAAGAUCAUCAAAUCCGGGAGCUAACUGCUAAAAUGGAAACUCAGAGCAUGUACGUAAGUGAGCUCAAACGGACUAUUCGAUCCCUUGAGGACAAAGUUGCUGAAAUCGAAGCACAGCAGUGCAAUGGGAUUUACAUAUGGAAGAUUGGCAACUUUGGGAUGCACUUGAAAUCUCAAGAAGAGGAGAGACCUGUUGUCAUUCACAGCCCUGGAUUCUACACAGGCAAACCCGGGUACAAGCUCUGCAUGCGCUUGCACCUUCAGUUACCGACUGCGCAGCGCUGUGCAAACUAUAUAUCCCUCUUUGUCCACACAAUGCAAGGAGAGUAUGACAGCCACCUCCCUUGGCCCUUUCAGGGUACCAUACGCCUUACAAUUCUUGAUCAGUCUGAAACACCCAUAAGGCAAAACCAUGAAGAGAUAAUGGAUGCCAAACCAGAGCUGCUUGCCUUCCAGCGACCCACAAUCCCACGGAACCCAAAAGGUUUUGGCUAUGUAACUUUUAUGCAUCUAGACGCCCUAAAACAGAGAACCUUCAUUAAGGAUGACACAUUGUUAGUACGCUGUGAGGUCACUACCCGCUUCGACAUGGGUAGCCUUCGGAGGGAGGGUUUUCAGCCACGAAGUACUGAUACAGGGGUAUAGUCUUCUUUCAUUAUUUUAUAUAUAUGUGUGUGUAAAAAAAAAAACCCUGUCUAGAGAAACAGUGCCUCUUUGUGCCCUUCCUGAUAAUAAUAUGCAAGCCAGAAAAGCAGAGGGCAAGCAAGAUGUCACACCCACUAGUGAAUGUAGUUGAAGAAGGCACUUAGCACUUCUUCCUGUUAUAGAUGCACCUGAGGGUAUUUUUACUUUGGAUUCCAGACUGACAGUGCGUCUCAGAGAUGUUAUGCCUCAAGUGCCUGUGGCGUGUUUCAGCAGCUGUUUUGUCAGUUAGGAUACCUCGUUGCUAUACUUCAUGGACUUUUGCUCUAACGUAUUUUAUUAUCAGAAAGCCCAGAGUCAGACUACUGAAGUUCAAGCCUUUAAUAAUAAUGGACUUUCCUGAAAACUACAGGUUAUUUUUAUACUGAUAUAUGUAAUAUAUUAAAUGUGAGAAUCACUACUGUCUUGUGCUGGUGCCAGCAAGAAGAAUUAUUGCUCUAGAGAGUUGAGUUCUCAUUUUAUUUGAACUAUAAUCCUUGGAAAGCUUAAGUUCUCAUUUACUCCAUUUUUUUUCUCCAGGUGGUUACUAAGGCUAUUCAAGGACUAGUUUAAACCCUAAAUAUAACCUUCCUUAUUUAGCAAAAACAUAUUAUGUGUUGAAUGAUACUUAACUGUUUACUCUGCCUUGCUUCACCUAUCUCCUUGGGGCCACAGAAUAGCAUCUUCAGAGUUUAUGAUGCUGAGAACCGUGUGGAUACCAACUGCUCAGUCUUAUGCUCUGUAACCCUUUUUGUCUAUUCAUCUGUUCAUUGGAAGGUGAAUUUCACAGCACUGCAUAUGUCUUUACUUGUUUGAUGCUUAAAGGACAAGAGAAUGUGCACAUAAAAUCUCCAACAUAAAAAUUAAAAGUGACUCAGCUAGUAAACCAUUGUCACUACAUUGGUGAUGGGAAAAGCUCUGGGUGAGCCAGAAAUGUUCAGCUCUUUUGAAUACCUCUUUGUUUAGUUCAUUUAAAUGGAAAAAGUUGAUUUCCCCCAAACAGAAUUUCUUACAACUUUGGUAGGUCAUUGGAGGCAGCUGAGAGGUCACAGACUAAGGUUGGAAGUCAUAGUGGUUGAAUCACAGCUUGGCUUGAGUAGGUAGUCCAGCAAUUCUCAAGUGCAUCUGUCCUGUGGAAUGUUGAAGUGGCCAGAUGUUCCUAACAGAGGAUUUAGUGCUAUUUUUUAUAUGUGCAUAUAAUGGAACAGAAGGACUGUAGAUAGAUAUCUAAUUCUCAAGGAACCCCACAACUACUAUAGGCUCUUAUUAAGGAUCUAACAAUCUAGCCACUGUUAGAUUUAUUUACUCAAGAUUACUUAAAGUCUGAUAAUGAGAGAUGGUAUUGUGUCUCCAGGGAGGCCAAAUCAGAAUGCCUGAGUAGGGUUUAAGACCAGAACUAAUUUCCAAAGAAAGCUGAAAGACCUUGUCUGUGGAGAAGAGUCUGGUUUUCGGUGUCACUUUGAACUUUCCCUUCCCUUUUCUCUCUACACUCCCUCCCCACUUCACUGUUCGGCUCCUGCUCUGGUGAGUUUGUUACAGAGUGAAAAUAAAAGUCAAGCAGAGACCUUGUUUGCCUGUGCCACGUUUAGUGUCACGGCCCAUGGCUGGUCACCAUGGAUUCCCUGGCAGUGUGUCCUUUAGUUAUGCUUUCCAGCUAACUCCUGAGAGUCAUUGCAAUACCACCCUUUAGGUAGGGAAACCUGUACAUCUGCUGUUCCUGUCAUGGUUUUUUUUUUUAAUGAAUAAAUAAUUGUC